Messenger RNA from Cynoglossus semilaevis (tongue sole), 4007 nucleotides. RefSeq names its product RIPOR family member 3 (gene ripor3). The record is from RefSeq and is a predicted model, not a curated record. The coding region runs from base 482 to 3490 and encodes 1002 amino acids. Lineage: Eukaryota; Metazoa; Chordata; Actinopteri; Pleuronectiformes; Cynoglossidae. The transcript is spliced from 27 exons.
GCUGGAAGGAAAACAGUGGGGCAGAGGCUGGAGGAGCAGAUGUGAGUAGGACCAGGAGAGAGGGGGGAGGAGGAAGAGGAGAGAGGAGAUAGGAGCCGAAGAGCAGAGGAGCAGGGGAAGUGAAGUAGCUGACAUUGGUGUGAAAAAACUUCUCAGGCUGCUGGACGCUAUCUGGACCAAGCAGACGGCUGACGAGGGCGCACGCACACACACAAACACACACAGAGAGUGUAUUGGAUAUGACUCCUCCACUCAGGCUGUUGUUGUUUGGUGUGACAGACUAACAGUGACGGCUGCAAAGAAGCACUUCCUCUGUCAGACUCACAUGACGAUGAAACGAUGAUGAAACAACUUCACAGCUUUUGAUGUUUCCACUGGAUCAAACACAGCAAACUUCAGGGUGCUCACAAAUGAGCCUGGAUUCAAACUGAAAGCCCUCUGGUUUGAGGAAUGCCAACUGAGCCGCUGCCACAGGAACAGGAUGUCAGUGAAGCUGCGAUUUGACUCUCCUUCCGACAGCGGUGUGAUUCCCAGGAGCCGCUCCUUCACUGGUUUCACCUCUCUGAACGCACGACGACGAACGUCGUCGAUGAGGAACUCUCUUCGUUCUAAAUCGACAUCAGGCAGCAAACCUAGGAUGCACCUGUCUCCUGUCAGGGGGGGAGGAGGGAACUGGUCUCUGCAGCCGGAGCAAGUGGACAGGGUUUUUCAGGCGCUGCGUAAAGGACUCAAACAGUAUCUGGAGGGUCACCAGGCUGAGAUGGACUUCCUGGUGUCACAGCAGAGAGAGACCAAGAGGAACUCCAGACUGGCCUUUCUCUACGAUCUGGAAAAGGAGAUCAGAGCACUGGAAAGACACAUACGGCGCCUAGAAUUUCAGAUUAGCAAGGUGGAUGAGCUGUAUGAAACCUACUGCAUCCAGUGGAGGUUGUGUCAGGGGGCGGUGAACAUGAAGAGAGCCUUCUCUCUGUCCCCAUCCACCAGAGCCUCCAGGGACAGUCUGCUGGAGCUCAACCGUAACCACAGACACAGCCUGCAGGACAUGUCUGCAAUGGAGGGAGAGCUGGAAAUCCUUCUUGGAGAGCUACACAUCAAAAUGAAAGGUCUGAUCGGGUUUGCUCGACUCUGCCCUGGAGACCAGUACGAGGUGGUGGUGCAGCUGGGUCGUCAGAGGUGGAAGAUCAGAGGCAAGAUCCAGUCUGACGACACACAGUCCUGGGAUGAGGAGGAGAUGAUCUUCCUGCCUCACAUAUAUCACAACUUUGAGAUUAAGGUGAUGGAGGCCAAGGGUUUGGGUUGGCUCCUGGUUGGCAUGGUAACAUGUGCGAGUGUGGACUUUUUCGUGGCGAGGCCGCAGCUGAUGUUGGUGGACAUCACGGAGCUGGGAACCAUCAAACUGCAGCUGGAAGUCACUUGGAACCCAUUUGACAAUGCUGAGAAGAUGAGGCCACUGUCUGUGAGCAGACUCUCAGUAUCCAGCAGGAAAGGUUCAGUUUACAGUUGGACAGCACCAAGUACACCCUCCUUCACUGAGAAGUAUUACAUAUCCCUGAUGCGUGAACUGCGAAACCAAGAAGAAGGUUCUCUCCCGUCACUUGUGUCUAAGAAUCACCACAACAGAGGAGGUGUGUCUUUGCUCGGCUACCUGUCCAACCCUGUCCACGGCUCCAACAGUCCCUACACCCCCAGUCUAACACGGGCCUAUAGCUUCCCCUUCAGUCCCAGUCAGGGACCCAGUCUGGUGGGGAGUCAGACUCAGCUCUCCAUGGGUGAGGAGGGAUUCAUGGACAGCUCCAUGGAGGAGAGUGAGAGAACAAUGAUGGAUGAGAAGAAAGAUGAGGAAGAAUGGACUGGAGUGAUGGAGAGUCCAAAAACAGCAACAGAAAGGACCACAGGACCGAUACGUGCCCUGCAGAGGUCCAGUACUCCUGACAUCCUGAGAAAAAACAUGGCUGCAGACUCAGAUACUGAGGCACAGAGUAAAGCAAUGGAGCAGGAUUCUCAUGAUUCCACCCCAGCCUCACCCUCUGAGACUCCUGCUGCCUCUCCUUCUCCAUUCACAAUGACUUCUCCCACAUUGGGGAGAUCAGGAAUGAGUGGUGCUCAACGCAGGGCCCAGGCCCUUAGGCUGGGAAGCCUGAUCUCUGAGCUGGAGAAGUUAUUACAGAAUCAGAGUCUGUCAGAAAAGGAGUUGAGAACCCUGGAUCACCAGAUACUACACCUGGCCACCAUACUUAAGAACAACCUGUCCCUGUUGAGACGUUCCUCAUCAGAAGAGACUCUGGCUGUGGAGGAAGUCCUGGGCAGCUUUGACUUCUUGUCAAAUGACAUUAACGCAGAUGAUGACACAUCCUGUUUAGGCAGCCUGAGACUUAAAGAUAGUGGCCUCGGUUCUUUUCAGCAGAGCACUCUGAGGAGCCUUGGCCUUGUCUCCCAGAAUAGUCAAUCCGUUUCUGAAGAAGAAUUGAUUAUUGCUCCUCUGACUUCAGGGAAUUGGAGUCUUGAUCAAGCUCUGGAAACCCACUUGGAUUUAUGUGUCAUCCUUCUCCAGAUGAUACGAGUGACCGACUUCACCCCCUCAAGGAGAGACCUGCUGGAAGAAAUGUCUCUUCAGGCUGAGGUUCUGGACAGAGUUAGUUACCUGCUGCUGGAGAAGAACGAUAAUAUUUCUGCUUGUGAUGUACUUCCUAAGGCCCACAGAAUGAGAGAUAUUCUGUUGUUCUGGGAGGACUGUGUGAGCGACAGCAGUUCCUUUUUCUCUUGCGACUCCAUCAGCUUCACAAGGGCACUGAGGAAACGUUACACGCACAAAGUGAAAGCCAAGCAGCCUGGCCAAUCAGAAAAAGUCUUUGCUCAGCUUCUGCAACAGGUGCAGGCCACGAGUCCCAUUGUGCCAAGCCCUCGGCAGGUCUGCAGCAGAGACAGAGUCACUCUCUUACAAAUGUCUGUGUAUCUGAAACGCUGGAGCAUCCAGAACAUGGGAGAUCACAUCUCACGUCUUUCCAAAGAAGAACACAUUCUGUCUGCCCUGAAGAGCCCCAAACGACGGCGAGCACUAAACAAAAUGAGGGGGAGGACCUUCUCAGAGCUCCUUCCACUUAGAUGUACACUGCACACUAUCGCUGCCCUGCAGGUCGACCCCAACCACAAAGUUUGCAAAGCUGCUACCACCUGUCUGUACAGAGCUGCAAGCUGCGAGGCCUUCAGGAGCAAGGCAGUUAUUUACUACACUGAGAGUCUGAAAAGCACUGACACUCAAAUCCAGCAGAGCUCCUGUCUGGCUCUGAAAUGCCUCCGGGCAACAGAGAGUGUGGACCACAUUGCAGAUCUGUGGAGAUCAAUGGAUGAAGAUCUAUGUAGCACUGCCAGAGAGACCAUCCUCUCAUUUGGUAAAAAGGGAUUCCUGGCGUUUCAGAAGAUGGACCAACUCUACACUGAGAUGCAAGAGGAGGCUUAUCAGAACCGAGAGACUGAGAUCACAAUUCUAUAGGAAAUGUUGUGUUUGGAUUCAAGUAAAGUUUUGAAAUAUAACAGGAUGCAACGUGAAGAUGACAGAUGGAGUGUGAAGGAAGUUUGUGUCUGAGCUUGAUGAAGUGGAAGAUCCACUGAAUGUAUGGAGAAAGAAACAUCUUUCAGGAAAACAUUUGAUCAUUAAUUUCCUGGUGGUGAGCAGUGGGCAUCUGUCCCAACAUGACUCCCCUCUUUCAUUUACUUUGUUUAAAAGCAUUACCUCCCCCCCGAUCCUGUGAACAUUUAAAUUGCCUUUUACAAAGUGAACUGAUUUCAGUUUAUUGUGUAAAGUUUGUUUACAAAGAACAAAAUCAGUAAACAAGAUGUUUUGUUUUACAGCACCAUGUACUUAUUUGACCAGAAUGUGUGGGAUUUUUACAAUAUGGCUUAAUGUGCAAACAUUGAAAACAUUAAAGUAAGUUUUUAUAACUGUGUGAUAAAAGAAGUAACACCACAUUUUUCUUAGAAAAGCCAAUAAAUCCAAAUACCAACAUUAA